CUGUUACAUCUCUUAACUUAUUUCUCAACAAUUUUCUUCUAUUCGUUUACUCUUUUUUUUUUCAGAAAAUUAAAAGAAAAAGUUUAAAUCUUUGAUUGGAAUUUCACUCCUCGGUUGAAAUUUUUGAGCAGAUAAUCGGUUAUGGAUUCCUUCUUCAGCAAAGGCGGCUUCAAAGCUUCUAAAUGCAAAACCUUGCUAAAGUUGUCGAUUCCACGGAUUAAGUUAUUGAGGAAUAGGAGAGAGAUCCAGAUCAAGCAAAUGCGGAGAGAUAUCGCCAAUCUUCUUGAGACUGGUCAAGAAGCUACUGCCAGAAUUCGGGUGGAGCAUAUUAUAAGAGAAGAGAAAAUGAUGGCUGCUCAAGAGAUCAUUGAGCUGUUCUGCGAGCUUAUAGUUGUUCGUCUACCUAUAAUCGAAGCUCAAAGGGAAUGUCCUAUAGAUUUGAAAGAAGCUAUAUCCAGUUUAUGUUUUGCAGCACCAAGAUGUGCUGAUUUACAAGAGUUGCUACAGGUUCAAAUGCUGUUUGCUGCCAAAUAUGGUAAAGAGUUUGUUGCUGCAGCAACAGAGCUCAGGCCAGAGUGUGGUGUCAAUCGUCAGUUAAUAGAACUUUUGUCUGUUAGAGCUCCUGCUCCUGAUGUGAAAUUGAAGCUAUUAAAGGAAAUUGCAGAAGAGCAUGAGCUUGAUUGGGAUGCAAGUGCCUCUGAAAAUGAGUUGUUGAAGCCACAUGAAGACUUACUGAAUGGACCAACUCAAUUUGUCAGUGGAUCCAAAGUUCCGCUUCCAAAAGAAAAUAUUGAAGAACCGCUGUAUGCUGCUGGUUCUGGACAAAGCUCUGGUGAACAAUCUGAUUCUGAUGCAGGGCUAGAUUCACUAGACUUUCCAGAAGUUCCGAAGCAGCCACUGAGGUCAAAUACAGGGGAUGCAUCUGCACCACAAAUGCUCCCUUUCCCUGCCUCUGCACUUUCUGAACUAGAGCAUGAAUCCUCAAGACCUACAGGGACAGAUGAAGGUCUACCAGAGGAAUUUCACUUGAAGCCUGAGAAAGUAAUAGAGCAGAGAUCAGUGACCAAAGAAUUUGAAUCAUCUCCAAGUCAUUCAUCCCAUUCACCGGAAAAACAGUUUGUGCCAUUUAUAACACCCCCAUCACAAACUUCUACACCAUUUCCUGUGAAGAAAGAUGAGCCUUCACCUUCUGUCUCAAGACCCAAAAGCGAGACCAAUAUAGAUUUGCAGGAUGUACUGGCUGCUGCUCAAGCUGCUGCCGAAACUGCUGAACGUGCUGCCACUGCUGCUCGUGCAGCUGCUAGUCUUGCUCAGGUUAGGAUAAGUGAACUUGUCAAGCAAAAGAGCGGGGUACCUGAUGGCAAUCAUGAGAAUCCAUUCCAUGCCGAAUCAGAGAAGUCCAACUUUUCAGAGAAACCUCAUUUAGAUCAUCAAAGCUCCUUAGAUGAUUCUGAUGGUGUUUUGAGGUCCCCAAGCCCACAUCACAUAGAUGAAAAUCACACUGGCCCUCGGAUCACUCCUGUCCCUUCCUCUGAUGAUAAUAAAGUGGAUUAUGAUCCCUUUCCAUCCAAUGUCCAUGUUCCGAAUCUUGGAGAAGCCAAUCACCAAUUUCAGAGGUUGCCUUCGAUGGAUGAUGACCCUUCAUACCCAAACUUGUUCACAUCCCAGACUUCACAUUUUGGAUCUCGUGCAAAUUCGUUUGCAGAUCAUUCGAGAUCCACGCACGAACCGUAAAUCGAGUGUCAUUGUGAAUUUAUGGAGUGCCAUUGUAAAUCGAGUGUCAUUCGUUUGAGUAUUUGUGAAUUUAUGGAAUUGUUCUGAUUAUUCAGUGUCAUCCGUAAAUUAGGGGCGUUGUUUGGAUUA
Messenger RNA from Coffea eugenioides, 1863 nucleotides. RefSeq names its product IST1 homolog. Lineage: Eukaryota; Viridiplantae; Streptophyta; Magnoliopsida; Gentianales; Rubiaceae. The coding region runs from base 142 to 1734 and encodes 530 amino acids. The record is from RefSeq and is a predicted model, not a curated record. The transcript is spliced from 6 exons. Gene Ontology annotation, biological process: protein transport.